GGAAUGAACCAGAGAAAAGCAAACCUGUUGAAAAAAAAAAUGGAGGAAGGUAAAUACAAUGUUCUCCCUGAUCUUCCAGAACAUGUGAUCGCUGAAAUCUUAGUCAAAAUUCCACUGGAGUGUCUAAACGAGAAGUUCAGAUACAUAUGUAAAUCAUGGAAUAGAUUGAUCAGCAGCCCUGAGUUCAUAAGAAGGAUUAAGAUUCACCGUAAUCCUGAAUUUCUGAUCCAAGCUGGAAUGCGAUACAAAACUAGUUUACUGAUUGUUGAUGAGGAAAGGCUUCACUUCCAAUUAAAGAAUAUUGAUUAUCCUCAUAUGGGACAGAUCCGUUCUAGUUGUAACGGACUGAUUUUGGUUGAUAAUAAUUCACCACUGCUAGGAGUGUUUUCAGUCAGGAAUAUUGUCAAUGGUUCUGUAAUCAAUCUUCCUAGGUGUCCUAGUGGUUGUUACCAUGGUACUUGUGGUGUAGCACUAGGGUAUGUUCCUUCCUCAAAGGAGUACAAAGUGGUUCACAUGUAUGCUGAUGGUUUUGGGUUCGAAAUAUUCGCAUUCUUCAUUGAUAACAAGACAUUCAGCUUCAUGAGCCCUGACAACACAUGGAAAAGGAUUCCAGGGCCUUUCAAUGCGCCCUGUGAAAGACCUUUUAACAUCGAGCAAUUCACUUGGAGUGACCCUGUCUUGAUAGGUGGACAAGUCAUGCACUGGUUUGUUGAUUCAGAUAAGUACAUUAUUUCAAUGGAUAUCAGUGAUGAAAAAGUGAGCAAGACAAAUCUUCCAAACUGGGGCAAGCAAAUUAACAGGCUCAAAUAUGAUUUGGUGGAGAUUGAUGGAAAGCUUUCUUUCAUAUACAGAUACAAUAGUUGCAUCAUUGAUAUUUGGAUUUUGAAGGAUUUUUCUAAACAGGUAUGGUCAAAGGAACACACCAUCAAUGCAAGUGCGACAAAAUUUACAAGCUUGAAUACUGACUCUUUGAUACACCGCAAGAAAAGCAAUACUUUACCAGAUACUGAGGAAGUUCAGAGGGAGGAUGCAUUGACAGGUAGUGAAGAGAAGAAUGACAAGUUGCCUGCUUUUCAAAAACUGGUACUAGUUGCCUCCCUGCGAAAUGGGGAGGUAUUGGUUUUUAAACACCAGAACAAAUCUGGUGUCGAUGAUCGCGUGUAUGUUUAUGACAUGAAACUGCAGGAAUUGAAGAAACUUCAAAAGAAGAUCAAAUCUGAACCUAGAUUCAUACCCUAUAGGAGCAGUUGCAUCAGCUGGAAAAACUAAGAGAGAAUGUGCAAGUGAGAGCUACACACACUCAAGAAUCUUGUCAUCAAAAUCCAAUAAUAUUUUUUAUCAUUAUUAAUUUUAUAUUUUUAUUUUUUGUGCUUAGCUCUCUGACAUUCUGCGUUGAUAAAGCUCAAAUUGAUUA
Molecule: messenger RNA, 1414 nt
Organism: Rubroshorea leprosula
Lineage: Eukaryota; Viridiplantae; Streptophyta; Magnoliopsida; Malvales; Dipterocarpaceae
Source: the annotation of a GenBank genome assembly